Messenger RNA from Eleginops maclovinus (Patagonian blennie), 2479 nucleotides. RefSeq lists its product as uncharacterized. The coding region runs from base 143 to 2062 and encodes 639 amino acids. The record is from RefSeq and is a predicted model, not a curated record. NCBI's taxonomy places the organism in Eukaryota, Metazoa, Chordata, Actinopteri, Perciformes, Eleginopidae. Gene Ontology annotation, molecular function: DNA binding. The transcript has 2 exons.
CUUUUCUGGCCAACAUCUGAACAAAGGCCUGCCCCUUUUCAGGAGGAUUUCUCUACCGCAAUCGUUACUUUACGUGUAAUCACGAUUACUAAAUCGGAUUACGCUACUUUUAUUAUAUUUCAAGACGUCGAUAACAACAGAGAUGAUUUCCGAAAUGGAGGUUGAUCACAAUGAAAGCAGCGUCGAGAUCAAAUCGGCCAUGCAUACUUGGCGUUAUCGCCACCAUUUCACGUACAAGGCAGAUCAAGGAAAAAAUAUCAUCGUCCAGUGUAAUCUAUGUCUGCCGAGGGUAAAUCUGCUAUCCACGUCGAAAACCUCCACAUCAAACCUAAAGAAGCAUUUAGACAGAACACACUUGGGCUGCGAAGCCAGGCCUGAUGUGAAGAGGGGGAGGAAGAAAGAAGAGUAUAACGGUGAGGAGAGUAGGCACUGCCAACUAAAAAAACUAAAAGCAGAAAUCAUCUCUAAAUGCAUGACCCAAACAAAAAUAGAUGAGCUGAUUUUCAACUUCAUUGUGGAGGAUUGCCAGUCAUUUUACGUACUGGAGCAACCUGGCUUCAGGAAGCUGGUUGCCGGCUUAACUGAAGGGCUUAGGUCCAUGGACAGAGUGACCUUGUUCACAAAGGUGGACCAGGGUUUCUCCAGGAUGCGGGAAGAGCUGAUGGACAAACUCAGCAACAUCCAGUAUGUGUGCACAACGGCUGACAUCUGGACAGCCAACAGCAGGAGCUUCUUCGGGAUGACCUGCCACUGGAUCGACAAACACUCUUUAGAGAGGAAAUCUGCGGCUCUGGGGUUUGCACGGCUGCAGGGCAGGAUCACGCACGACACCAUUGCUGGACGCAUACAUGACAUCCAUGUGGCGUACAAUAUUGAAAGUAAAGUUCAGACCACAGUCACUGAUAAUGGCAGCCCCUUCAUCAGCGUGUUCAGGGAGUUUGCAGUGGACAGCAAAGAAAGUGAUGAUGACAUUGGUUUCUAUGAGAAUGUGAGCACCGUCCUUGAGGGUGAGCCAGAGCAGGAUAUGCUCCUGUUUCUUCCCACUGUGCAGCGCUGUGCCUCACACACCCUGGAGCUGAUUGUCACUGAGGACUUCUGGCAGGCUGUGUCCCAGGGGCCCAUGUGCCAGCUACAUUACAGCACAAUGGCCAAGGUGUACGCCAUCUGGAACAAAUGCCACCAUCUCCAGGUCGGUAUGGAUUCAGCAGAGGAGAUUGGAAAGAUGGCUCUUGUUGUUCCGGCUGUCAUACGCUGGAAUGUGGAGUACUGUGCUGUGCAGAAAAUCGUCUCCCUCUCUGAGCGGGAGCUGACAGAGUUGUGCGCCCGGCUGGAGGUCCCGCGCAUGCAGCCAGAGGAGAUGGCCUUCCUGAAAGAAUAUGUGACAGUGUUCCACCCGCUCGCUUUUGCACUUGAACUUUUCCAAGCGGAGCAGAAAUGUUACCUGGGUCUUGUUAUCCCGACCGUACUCAGCCUGAAGAACAAGCUAAAUGAGCAGAAAGACUCUGCUAAUUACUUAAGCGGGGUCAUCAACGCCAUCGUGGUGGCUAUUGAUUUGCGGUUCCAGGAGCUGUUCGCCAGCACAGAAGCAAAGAUUGCAACAGCAACGACUCCUCAGUUUCGUUUGCUGUGGAUGGCUGCCUCUGACAGGGAGGAGAUGUGCGCGCUGCUGGCUACAGAGGCAGCCCAGAUGGACCCCGGCAACAUUACCGAGGCAAACACCAGCCGGAACUCGUCAAACACCAUUGAAACGGAAGAUGACUUCUUCAGCUACGGGUCUGUGAAGCCUGCCAUUCAGAUCCAGCAACGGGGAGUGAUGGAGGAAAUCCGCAAGUAUGUGGAAGGAACGGGGAAGAGCCUAGAGUGCCUUCAGGACUUCCCCAGAAUGAAACAGCUCUUCUUAAAAUACAACACAACUCUGCCAUCCACGGCCCCCGUCCAGCGUCUCUUCAGUCAGAAAGGCAACCUGGUCACCUCACAGAGAAACUUUCUGACCGACGAUUACUUCGAACGCAUUCAGCUCUUGAGAUACAACAGUAACGUGUGCACUUUGGUCACUGACUGAAUACAUUGCCAGUGACUCUAUCAUUCAGCCUUUUAAUUGAUUCAAAAUAAAAACCAUUUUUUUGCUCAAAGUCAUUACAGAUAAACCCUUAGUAACAUCUCAAUUCAGACAAUUAAGCCCAGAUGUGUUUUUUUUUUAUAUUACUCUUAUCUUUUUUAAUAGGCAUAGUGUAUACCUCCCUGUCUUAAUGGCCUCAUGAAAAAUAUUUGUUGACAAUCACGGAGAAUGACAUUCAAAGACUUUAAAGUGACAAAAGCAUCUUUCUAGCUGUGCUAUUGUUGUGAUUUGAAGUAGCCACAGGGUUAAACCCAAGUGAUUUCCUCUUUCAGUUAGGUUUGUUUUUUCUACAGGUGCUCAAUGAGAAUGCAUCUCCUGUCUGUAUGUUUUAUAUCAUAUAUAAAAAGACAAGGAAAGAGC